AUUAUAUAUUAGUUUAUGUCCCUUCUCUCUAGAAUUAAUUUGCAGUGCGCGUUUGGCGUGUGAUAUAAUUUUCUCUGAUUCGAAUAUAAACAUUACGUUCUUUACAAACAAACUAUCAUUAAAUUAGUGUGUUCAAAUAAGUUCCAGCAUUUGGUGUGGUGUGCCGGCGACAUGGCUACUAUAUCAUUUGCCAAAAGUUUGGUUAACCCAGCUGUAAAACUUAUGUUGAAACAAAGCCAAUGUGCGUAUCUACGAAGCACUACUGGUCUCCCUGGCCUAACACCACUUAGUAUUGUACUCAGAAGAAACUAUGCAGAGAAGCAGGUGUUUGAGCGUACAAAGCCUCAUUGCAAUGUUGGCACAAUUGGACAUGUAGACCAUGGAAAAACUACACUUACUGCUGCCAUCACCAAAGUAUUAGCAGACCGUGAUUUAGCUCAGAUGAAAGGGUACUCUGACAUUGACAAUGCACCUGAAGAAAAGGCCCGUGGUAUCACAAUUAAUGUUGCCCAUGUUGAGUACCAGACAGACAAGAGGCAUUAUGGGCACACAGAUUGUCCUGGACAUGCUGAUUACAUCAAGAAUAUGAUCACAGGAACAGCUCAAAUGGAUGGUGCCAUACUUGUAGUAGCAGCCACAGAUGGUGUUAUGCCACAAACACGUGAGCACUUGCUGCUUGCGAAACAGAUAGGCAUUCAGCAUGUUGUAAUAUUCAUUAAUAAAGUUGAUGCUGCUGAUGAAGAGAUGGUGGAGCUAGUGGAGAUGGAAAUCAGAGAGCUAAUGACUGAAAUGGGGUAUGACGGUGACAACGUACCUGUAAUUAAAGGAUCUGCACUAAGUGCACUAGAGGGUAAGAGCCCAGAAAUUGGUGCUGAAGCAAUUAACAAGCUCUUGGAUGAAGUGGAUGCCUACAUACCUACACCAAUACGUGAGCUGGACAAACCUUUCCUUUUGCCAGUUGAAUCUGUACACUCAAUUCCUGGACGUGGUACUGUUGUUACUGGACGCUUACACAGAGGUGUUUUGAAGAAGGGUACUGAGUGUGAAAUUGUUGGCCAUGGUAAGGUGAUGAAGACCACAGUUACUGGUGUAGAAAUGUUCCACAAGACACUGGAUGAAGCACAAGCCGGUGACCAGUUAGGCGCCCUGGUUAGGUCCAUCAAAAGAGAACAAAUCAAACGAGGCAUGGUUAUGUCCAAACCUGGCACAGUAAAGGCCCAUGACAAUGUUGAAGCUGCUGUUUAUAUUCUCAGCAAGGACGAAGGUGGACGAUCCAAACCCUUCACAUCUUUCAUUCAACUACAGAUGUUCUCAAUGACUUGGGAUUGUGCAGCACAAGUUGUCAUACCUGAUAAGGAGAUGGUUAUGCCUGGCGAAGAUGCUACUCUCAAGUUAAGACUUGUAAAACCUAUGGUGUGUGAAGCUGGACAAAGAUUCACAUUACGUUUGGGUGACUUGACUUUAGGAACAGGUGUCAUCACUAAGAUCAAUAACAAUCUAUCAGAAGAAGAAAGAAUAAAGUUGAUGGAAGGCAAGAAAGCGCGAGAGAGGGCUGCUGUUAAGAAGUAAAUGAUAGUAAUAUAAAAUUAUUGUAGGCAUGUUGUAGGUCACUUUAUUGUACGCAUUUGUAAAAUUUCACCAAUAAACUUACC
This is a messenger RNA of Hyposmocoma kahamanoa, 1652 nucleotides long. It is a transcript of the gene mEFTu1, whose product is annotated as elongation factor Tu. Gene Ontology annotation, biological process: mitochondrial translational elongation. The transcript has 7 exons. The coding region runs from base 172 to 1569 and encodes 465 amino acids. Gene Ontology annotation, cellular component: mitochondrion. The record is from RefSeq and is a predicted model, not a curated record. Gene Ontology annotation, molecular function: translation elongation factor activity; GTPase activity; GTP binding. Lineage: Eukaryota; Metazoa; Arthropoda; Insecta; Lepidoptera; Cosmopterigidae.